AUGAUGGGAAAAGCUUCAUCAUCCGAUGCUAUGACACUGGUUUUAGUUGGAAAAACUGGAAAUGGUAAGAGUGCAUUAGGAAAUAGUAUUCUUGGAAGAACAAUCUUCAAAUCAAAGAGAAGUUCUUCCGGUGUAACGCGUAUUUGUGAAUUGCAAAGGACUAUUAUAAAAGAUGGUCCAAUUGUUAAUGUUAUUGAUACUCCAGGACUUUACGAUGGAACUCAUUCUGCUGGAAAAGAAAUAGUGAAAUGUAUAGAUAUGGCUAAAGAAGGAAUUCAUGCUGUUCUUAUGGUAUACUCGAUCAAAAAUCGUUUCUCUGAAGAGGAAUAUGCUACUUUUCUCGCCCUACAAGCACUGUUUGGACACAAAAUCGUUGAUUACAUGAUUGUUGUGUUCACCGGAGGGGAUGAACUCGAAGAAAAUGAGGAGACACUUGAAGAUUAUAUAGGUCACGAUUGUCCACAGCCUCUUAAGGAUAUUUUAGCCUUGUGUGGCAAUCGUAAAGUGCUAUUUGAUAACAAGACCAAAGAAAAAGAAAAGAAAUUAGGACAAGUUCAAGAACUCCUCAAACUUGUGGACAUGGUUAUAUCAUAUAAUGAUGGAAAACCCUUCACAAAUGAGUUAUUCAUGGAGUUGAAGGAGAAAGCAAAGAUGAGGGAUACCCACCAGAAAGCUGUUGAGUCCCUUCAAGGAUAUUCAAAAGCAGAAAUGGCGGGGAUUAAAAUGCACAUGCAACAACAAUACGAUGAUGACCUAAAACGAAUGACUAAUAUGGUGGAAUCAAAGUUGAGGGAAGAAACUACAAAUCUUUUGAAAAAAUUGGAAGAAGAGAGAGUUGCUAGACUUAAGGCUGAAGAAGAUUAUAAGUUAAUUCAAAUUCAAUCAUGCAGUGAAAUUGAGAGACUCAAACAAAGAGUGGAGUCCAAGUUGAGGGAAGAAACUGCAAAUCUUUUGAAAAAAUUGGAAGAAGAGAGAGUUUGUAGAGUUAAGGCUGAAGAGAAUUAUGAGUUGAUUCAAAUUCAAUCAAAUAGUGAAAUUGAGAGACUGAAGCGACAAGUGGAGGAGGCAAAUGGAAGAAGAAACCCUAGGCUUCCUUUUCCCUUUAACAUAUUGGUUCCUUUUGUGAGACCAAUUCCACCUCCUUGUCCCAUUCUUUGA
Molecule: messenger RNA, 1158 nt
Organism: Sphenostylis stenocarpa
Lineage: Eukaryota; Viridiplantae; Streptophyta; Magnoliopsida; Fabales; Fabaceae
Source: the annotation of a GenBank genome assembly